Meriones unguiculatus (Mongolian gerbil) is the source of this 2815-nucleotide messenger RNA. It is a transcript of the gene Cacnb3, whose product is annotated as calcium voltage-gated channel auxiliary subunit beta 3. The transcript is spliced from 13 exons. Gene Ontology annotation, biological process: chemical synaptic transmission; regulation of voltage-gated calcium channel activity; calcium ion transmembrane transport. The record is from RefSeq and is a predicted model, not a curated record. Gene Ontology annotation, cellular component: voltage-gated calcium channel complex. Bases 397 to 1851 code for a protein of 484 amino acids. Gene Ontology annotation, molecular function: protein binding; high voltage-gated calcium channel activity. NCBI's taxonomy places the organism in Eukaryota, Metazoa, Chordata, Mammalia, Rodentia, Muridae.
CCUUCUUCCCCGCCGCCCCGGCCCCAGAGGUGCCGGGGACCCACCUUCCCGGCUCGCGUGCGCCCAGUUCCGCGGCCCCGGCGGGUCCCCGGGCCGCGGCGCCCCCGCCGCCCGCGUCUCCCCGGGAGGGGUCAGGUGGGCGGGCACUAUUGUUGUGGGAGCCCGCGGCAGAUUCCUCAGCCGCGCUGGCGCGCUCGGGGUGGGACCGGCUGGGCUGGGGGGUGGGGAGGGGAGCGGUGAUCUGAGCGGCGAGCAGCUGGUCUUCGCGGCUCGCUCCUUCCUUCGCGCUCUCCGCCGCCGCCCGCAGGGCUGCGCGGCUCGGUGGCAUCUCGGGCGCGGCCCGCCGUCCUCGCCCCCGGCGCCGCUCGCUUUCCCCCCCACACCCCGGACUCCCCCAUGUAUGACGACUCCUACGUGCCCGGGUUUGAGGACUCGGAGGCGGGUUCAGCCGACUCCUACACCAGCCGCCCCUCUCUGGACUCUGACGUCUCCCUGGAAGAGGACCGGGAGAGUGCCCGGAGAGAAGUGGAGAGCCAGGCUCAGCAGCAGCUAGAGAGAGCCAAGCACAAGCCUGUGGCGUUUGCCGUGAGGACCAAUGUCAGCUACUGCGGGGUCCUGGAUGAGGAAUGCCCGGUCCAGGGCUCUGGAGUCAACUUUGAGGCCAAAGAUUUUCUGCACAUUAAAGAGAAGUACAGCAAUGAUUGGUGGAUCGGGAGGCUAGUGAAAGAGGGCGGAGAUAUCGCCUUCAUCCCCAGCCCCCAACGCCUGGAGAGCAUCCGGCUGAAGCAGGAACAGAAGGCCAGGAGAUCUGGGAACCCUUCCAGCCUGAGUGACAUUGGCAACCGGCGCUCUCCUCCUCCGUCACUAGCCAAGCAGAAGCAAAAGCAGGCGGAACAUGUUCCUCCGUACGAUGUGGUGCCCUCCAUGCGGCCUGUGGUGCUGGUUGGACCUUCUCUGAAAGGUUACGAGGUCACAGACAUGAUGCAGAAGGCUCUCUUCGACUUCCUCAAACACAGGUUUGAUGGCAGGAUCUCCAUCACCCGCGUCACGGCUGACCUCUCACUGGCCAAGCGCUCUGUGCUCAACAACCCUGGCAAGAGGACCAUCAUCGAGCGAUCCUCUGCCCGCUCCAGCAUUGCUGAAGUGCAGAGCGAGAUUGAGCGGAUAUUCGAGCUGGCCAAAUCCCUGCAGCUGGUAGUGCUGGACGCUGAUACCAUCAACCACCCAGCACAGCUCACCAAGACCUCGCUGGCCCCCAUCAUCGUGUUUGUCAAAGUAUCCUCACCGAAGGUUCUCCAGCGACUCAUCCGCUCCAGGGGGAAGUCGCAGAUGAAACACCUGACCGUACAAAUGAUGGCAUACGAUAAGCUGGUUCAGUGCCCACCAGAGUCAUUUGAUGUGAUCCUUGAUGAGAACCAGUUAGAGGAUGCCUGUGAGCACCUGGCUGAAUACUUAGAGGUUUACUGGCGAGCAACCCAUCAUCCAGCACCUGGCCCGGGACUUCUGGGUCCUCCUAGUGCCAUCCCUGGACUUCAGACCCAGCAGCUGCUGGGGGAGCGAGGUGAGGAACGUUCGCCCCUGGAGCAGGACAGCUUGAUGCCCUCAGAUGAGGCCAGCGAGAGCUCCCGCCAGGCCUGGACUGGAUCCUCACAACGCAGCUCCCGUCACCUGGAAGAGGACUAUGCAGAUGUCUACCAGGACCUGUACCAGCCCCACCGCCAACACACCUCGGGGCUGCCCAGUGCUAACGGGCACGACCCCCAAGACCGGCUCCUAGCCCAGGACUCGGAGCACGACCACAAUGACCGGAACUGGCAGCGCAACCGGCCUUGGCCUAAGGACAGCUACUGACCACCUCCUGCCCUACCCCGGCAGGCGCAGGCACAGCGGCUGGGGUGCCUACCUCAGGCCGGUUGGAGUUAGACUGGCAUUAGGCUGCCACUAGGUUCAGCUCCCACAACCCUCUGCCCAGCCCCAGGUCCAGGGCUGACUGUGGUCCCAAGGUUCUGGGAGAAGCAAGGGGCCCCCUCACCUCCUGGGCACAGUGACCCCGUAGGUUCUCAUCCCAGGUACUAGCCGUGUUCUGCAUCUCUGGCCCCUUCCUCACCUGCACAAGAAGCUGCCCCAGAGGGCAACGACCUCAGGCCAGGAUCACUUAGCAAGGGGACUUCCAGCCAGAACAGAUGCCCCUCUAAGUAGCUAGAGGGCGGGAGUUGGUAAUACAGCCUGGGGGAGAAACACAGUCCUAAGCAAGGGGACUCGGUUGUACUUUGGGGUCCAAGGGCCUCCACUCACCUCACUGCCACACAUCAGAAAUGAUACAGUCAGAGCUCAACGUGGUGGCACGUGUGUCUCACGAGCUGGGGUGGGCGCUUACACCAAAGGCAGGAACAGUUUGAGUGAGGCUGGACAGAAAACUCACAGCUGAAGCUCUGGUAGAAAAGGGCCCUCCUCACCAAACCAGGAAGCUUAGCAUCUGACGAGACUAGGGAACGAGGGGCCAGUCAGGCCAGAGCCAGCCUGCACUGCGGAGGGCAGAACAGCUUCUGGCCCCCCUUGCCUUUCUCAUUCUUUUGCCCUUGCACCUGUCAUUUCUGUUCUUUCCCUCCAUGCCUCCUGCAAGAUAGGGGCUCCCUGACUCAUAGCUGCCGCUUGUUAAGUUAGGGUUAGAGGAGAACAGGACCCGGUGGACAGCCCGGAGGCCGUCCACCUGGCUACCCCUGCCGUAUGGCUCUAGCGUGUGACCCACAGAGCAUGCUCCAUUAAGAACCUGCCACACCUCAUUGUCAUCUCCAAUAAAACACCAUGCACAGUC